UUUGGCCGUUUAUCUGCCGUUUGGGAUCAUAACCGAUUCUUGGUGAAAUAUCUAGCAACUGUACCAUUCGAAAAAAUAAUAGAGUUAAAAAAUGAAUAUAAUAAUUUUUAUUGGAUUCCCGGUUGCACAUUGAUAAUGAGUCGAUUCAAACCGGAUAAUCUGCUUCAUCUAAUACACGAUGAUCUAUUGCCAUUACAAGCGACAAUACGAGAACGAAUCGGAACCAAUAUGAUUGAUAUAUUAUUUUUCGAUGAUCAUUGGCCACAAUCAUUUGGCUAUUAUUUUUUUCAACAGCAAGCAAAACGAAUAUUGUUUCGAAAUGAAUUUUCUUCGAAAUCUAUAAUCUGUUUUCAAAGUGCUUACCUCGGUCUAUCUACAUCUACUGGUUGGUAUCAAUAUGGAUUCAAACGGCCACAAUCAUCUAUACCAAGAAAGGUAGAAGAAUAUCGUUACAUUCGAAUACUAGUUGAUGAAUUACGAGAAAAACUGCUGUCAGCGUUCAGAUUAAAUCAAGUGGAUUGCCCUCAUCGAAACAUUGUACUGAUUGCACGUGAACAAAACCGCAAGAUUUUGAAUUUGAAUGAAUUUUCACAAUAUAUUGGUCAAAAAUUCAGCAACAACCUUGAUGUUAUUAUUGUAUCUCGUGAUAAAAUCAACAAUUUAGAAAAAUUAAAACAAUUGAUACAAAGAGUGAUUUGUGCCGAGAAAUUUAUAUCAAUGCACGGUUCAGAACAAAUAUUGGCUUUGUUCAUUAAACCGACUGCUAAAGAUCAAAUUCAAAUGAUAGAAUUGUUUCCAUAUGGUAUUGAAGCCGAACAUUCAACCAUAUAUCGAACAUUUGCUGAAUCAAUAUUGGGCUAUAGAUAUUCAGCCUGGACCAAUCCUAUUCGUGCUAAUACACGUUUUCCUGAUGAUAAUCAACCUCGUCAAUACGGUGGACUAUCACAUCUGAAUGAUAUGCAAAAGUAUUCAAUACAAAAAUCGAUUGAUAAACCUCUCGAGCCAUUUCUAUGCUGUGACCAUCCCGGAUGGCUUUAUCGAAUCUAUCAGGAUACUGUUAUUGAUAUAACAUUAUUUAACGAAUCUAUCAACAAGAUGCAAAUGAUGAAUGAUCAACAUCAUUCAUCAUCAUCGAAUCAUAAUCAACAUCAUUCAUCAUCAUCGAAUCAUAAUCAACUUUUGCACCUUGGCGAAGUACAAAAUCUUCGCUGCCAGUUUAUUAUCAUGAAAAAGGAUGAAAACAGUGACAGAAUAAAAAUUGAAUGGGAUCCGCCUUGGAACAUGCCAUUUAUCAUCAAAAACAACUGUAAAAAACAGCAACACAAAUAUCAUUAUGAAGUAGCCAUUCAGCAAGAAUCUGAUACAGAUCUGAAACAGCUUCCACAAUAUAGCGUUUAUUAUACAAACAACACUUUGCUUGAAAUGAAGGUCAGUGAAAAAAGAUUCCAUAAUAAUUGCUACUAUGUGUGGAUUAAAGUGAAAUUUUAUCAUGAAAAUGAUAUAAUCAAAAGCCAUUUUAAUCGGCAGCCAUUGUUUUGUUGUCCGAAUAAUAUUGAUAGUAUUCCAUAGAAAAAAUGAAGAACAAUUUUUUUUGAUGA
Dermatophagoides farinae (American house dust mite) is the source of this 1598-nucleotide messenger RNA. Its product is annotated as protein O-linked-mannose beta-1,4-N-acetylglucosaminyltransferase 2. Gene Ontology annotation, biological process: protein O-linked glycosylation via mannose. Gene Ontology annotation, cellular component: endoplasmic reticulum. The record is from RefSeq and is a predicted model, not a curated record. NCBI's taxonomy places the organism in Eukaryota, Metazoa, Arthropoda, Arachnida, Sarcoptiformes, Pyroglyphidae. Gene Ontology annotation, molecular function: protein O-acetylglucosaminyltransferase activity.